Messenger RNA from Lemur catta (Ring-tailed lemur), 1854 nucleotides. It is a transcript of the gene TMEM248, whose product is annotated as transmembrane protein 248. Bases 302 to 1246 code for a protein of 314 amino acids. The record is from RefSeq and is a predicted model, not a curated record. Lineage: Eukaryota; Metazoa; Chordata; Mammalia; Primates; Lemuridae. The transcript has 7 exons.
AGCCGGUGGGGGGGUGCCCGGCGCUGGCCGGCCUCGGCCUGGCCCUCCGCACCGAGGUUUGCCCACUCCCACCCCGAGACCGCGGGGCUUCCUACGUACGGAGCCGAGGCCUGGAUAAUUCGGAUAAUUUGGCACGAGGCACAUUUUGGUCGUUUGCCAUUUUUGACUUUGGAUUGUGUUUGCGUUACUUCUGCGUUUGCAAGUUGGAUACAUCGCAGAAAGAAGGUGGCAGGGAGACGUAUGUGCAGAAACUUGAAAUAGAGGCAUUCUAUCGGCAAGCUUGGUGGAGCUGAUCAGAAUAAUGUUCAACAUCAACCCCCUGGAGAACCUGAAGGUGUACAUCAGCAGUCGGCCUCCCCUGGUGGUCUUUAUGAUCAGUGUGAGUGCCAUGGCAAUAGCUUUCUUGACCCUGGGCUAUUUCUUCAAAAUCAAGGAGAUUAAAUCACCAGAAAUGGCAGAGGAUUGGAAUACUUUUCUGCUACGAUUUAAUGAUUUGGACUUGUGUGUAUCAGAGAAUGAAACAUUAAAGCAUCUCACGAAUGACACCACUACUCCGGAAAGCACAAUGACCAGCGGGCAGGCCAGAGCGUCCACACAGUCCCCCCAGGCCCUGGAGGAUUCAGGCCCAGUUAACAUCUCAGUUGCCAUCACCCUGACCUUGGAUCCACUGAAACCCUUCGGAGGGUACUCUCGCAACGUCACUCAUCUGUACUCAACCAUUUUAGGGCAUCAGAUUGGACUCUCAGGCCGAGAAGCCCACGAGGAGAUAAACAUCACUUUUACCCUGCCUGCCGCCUGGAGCUCGGAUGACUGUGCUCUCCAUGGUCACUGUGAGCAGGUGGUGUUCACGGCCUGUAUGACCCUCACGGCCACCCCUGGUGUGUUCCCUGUCACCGUGCAGCCACCGCACUGUGUUCCCGACACAUACAGCAACGCCACGCUCUGGUACAAGAUCUUCACAACUGCCAGAGAUGCCAACACGAAAUACGCUCAAGAUUACAAUCCUUUCUGGUGUUAUAAAGGGGCCAUUGGAAAAGUCUAUCAUGCUUUAAAUCCCAAGCUUACAGUUAUCGUUCCGGACGAUGACCGUUCAUUAAUAAACUUGCAUCUCAUGCACACCAGUUACUUCCUCUUUGUGAUGGUGAUAACAAUGUUUUGCUAUGCUGUUAUCAAAGGCAGACCCAGCAAACUGCGUCAGAGCAAUCCCGAAUUUUGUCCUGAGAAGGUGGCUUUGGCUGAAGCCUAAUCCCGCAGCUCCUUGUUUUCGGAGAGAGACUGAGGGAACCGUGAUCAUUGCCUGCUGAACCCAGCCCGGCCUGGACACUCUGUGAAUACGUUAUCUUGCAAUGUUGGGUUAUUCCAGCCAAAGACAUUUCAAGUGCCUGUAACUGAUUUGUACAUAUUUAUAAAAAUCUAUUCAGAAAGUGGUCCAAUGAUGCACGUGCUUUGCACUGGGUGUGGCCAGAACCCUUCAACCUCACCUGUGGACUUGUGGACCGGGGGGAUGUUUCCGUGUAGUGCUAGAGAGAGUUCAUGGAUCUUGCUGCAUUGAAGCAGGGCAUGAUGUUUUUACCAAGGUCACAAGUGCGUGUCAUUGCUGGUGGGGGUGAGGUUUGGUCUGGUUCUUGUUUCAGCCUGAUAUGUGUAGAAUGUUUGAAACAGUCUGCGCCUUUGAUGCACUGCAUUUCCAAAGCCACCAGUCCAUUUUGUGGAUUUUAUGUGUCUGUGGCUUAAUAUUCAUAGUAACAACAAUAAUACCUUUUUCUCCAUUUUGCUUGCAAGGAAACAUACCUAAGUUUGUUUUUUUUUUUUUUUCUUUUUGAAGAAAAAAUAAAAUAGCACAUUUUAAUACUA